Vicia villosa (hairy vetch) is the source of this 1079-nucleotide messenger RNA. RefSeq names its product CRIB domain-containing protein RIC1. The transcript is spliced from 5 exons. Bases 334 to 798 code for a protein of 154 amino acids. The record is from RefSeq and is a predicted model, not a curated record. Lineage: Eukaryota; Viridiplantae; Streptophyta; Magnoliopsida; Fabales; Fabaceae.
UUUCUCACUAUUUAUUCACAACAUUGCAAAUUCAUGGAUACCCACCUUCUCUUCUCUUCCUCAUAGAGUCAAACCCUUAUUCAUCUUCUUCCUCCGCCUCCUCCUACUCUCCCACUUCAACCCUUUACAUCACUUUCUAAACCUGCAUCUUAAUCAUCUUCUUCAGGAAAGCAAAAAGAUGUUCCUGAAUCACAUCACAUGCAAUGAAUGAAAUGAAACCUUAGUUGUUACUCUUCAAGGUUAUUGAAUUGAGUAUUAUUUAUAACAAAGUUUCAUUUUUUUUGUCUUUACUUUACGGCACUAUUGGGAUUGUGAUUGUGAUUUUCACCAACCAUGGCAACCACGUUUAAAGGAAUUCGCAAGAGUUUUAAGUACAUUACUCAGAUAUUUGUUGUUAAGGAGCGGGAGAUGGAAAUUGGGUACCCGACAGAUGUUAAACAUGUGGCUCAUGUUGGAUGGGAUGGUCCCUCCGGGAAUGGACCUAGUUGGAUGGACGAUUUUAAGAAAGUUCCUGAUUUUUCAACAUCGAUUGGUAACUUGGGUGAAAUUAGGGACUCUGAUCCUAUGGCUGUUACUUCGUUAUGGUCUUCUCUAGAACGUCAACAAUCAUCGAGCAUAUACAACAGUCUCUCGUCUGUUGCAGGGAAUCCUAGUAUUCGAGAGAAGCCCAAGCAGAAAAAGCUUAAGUCGCCUUCCUCUUCCCGGUCGCCAUCUUCUUCAUCAAGACGAUCACGAGCGUCAAAAUCAAAGGCUUUGUUCAACGAGAGAGAAGCAGCAUCGCCAAUUGCUCUGGUGUAGCAGAUUCAAGAAUAGGAAAUUAGCAAGAGAAGAAAAAGAUUUGGCAUCACCAUAUCAAACGGAAUACUCCUUUCUUGAAAUACAUGGAAGAAAUGAAAUAAAUAUGGCAGUAAAAGUUUUCUUGGCUUCUAGGUAGAAAAUUAUAAUUUAGUCCAAUGGAAGAAGAACCCAAUUAUUUGUAAGUGUUUGGUUUUCUCCAAAUCAUCAUAUUGACCAUGAAUUCAUAAGCUGUUUUUGUCGAUUUGUAAGAUUUAAAGGAAUGGCAUGGUGGUGUUUAGUUA